Molecule: messenger RNA, 5359 nt
Organism: Rhineura floridana
Lineage: Eukaryota; Metazoa; Chordata; Lepidosauria; Squamata; Rhineuridae
Gene: SOX21
Product: SRY-box transcription factor 21
Exons: 1
Coding region: 2397-3254 (285 amino acids)
Biological process (GO): cell differentiation; regulation of DNA-templated transcription; anatomical structure morphogenesis
Molecular function (GO): RNA polymerase II cis-regulatory region sequence-specific DNA binding; DNA-binding transcription factor activity, RNA polymerase II-specific
Source: RefSeq, a predicted model, not a curated record
GCCGACGACAUUCAAACAAGGCAAGCGAGUUUCCCCUGACAGGCAGACGGGCGAGCCAACACGGUAGCAGCAACAGACAGAUCAGGCCACUGGCGAAGGGUGAAGCAAUGUGCCGCCGGCACAGAAAUACCCGGCGGACAGGCAAGCCAGAGUCGCGGGGUGAUUCCUUCCCUUCCCGCCUCCACGACAGACAUCAAGUAGAGAAAUGUUUGGAGGAGGGUGUGUCUCUUUCUCCCUCGCCAUUAGCUGCUAAAUGAUUUCGCUCCUUCCUCCUGAACUCCCCUCCCCCCACUAAGAUUUGUAUGAGACUUCAUUGCAAACCGGGCAGGGGGCUGGGUGGGACACGGUGUCUUUUGAUGACCUCGUUUUUCAUUCCCACGGCGCCAACCUCUGCCUUAUGGAUCUAUCGCGGUUUACUUUGGGUGCGUACGGAUGCACGCCUGAAACCGAACCGCCCUCUCCAGUCCAGUCUGAAGUUUAUUUCCGAGGAACUUAGCAGGGCUUUACAGAAAAAAAACAUCAACGUAGUACCACCACCACCCCCGCCCGCCUCAAGGAUUGUUGCGGUGUACAGCUCUGUCAGCCUGGGACUUCACCUGAAAAUCACAACUGGGAAGGAGGAGGAGAAGGAAACGUAUGCGCUUGGGACGCCGUUAAGCGCCAUCUGAAGGAUCUGUAUUUGACCACUCAGAAGGAGCUCGUGUGUGUGUGUGUGUGUUGUGUGUGUGAAUUGGAGAGAUCAGCAACACUUUUGAGAAGGAAAGGAACUUCCUCUUUCACUCUCUGCCCUUCCUCUUGUCAACAGCCGAUUUAUGAAGUGCUGAGCCGAGCUUGUUGGCUGGAGUUUCGAAACAGGAGGGCAAACGUUGGAAGAAAGGGUCCUAGAGAUUGAUCUGACUGCGCACGCGCCGCUUUCUGCCUUAGCGGCGGGGAAAGCGUCCCCCUCUUCAUUCUCCGCCCCUUUACCCUGCGGCGUCGUGAAUGGGGAGGCGGAAAUGCGCUAUCUUUAGUCAAUGGGCCACGGACGAGGGAGGAGGAGCCAAGGGUUCCGGGCGGUGCCGCCCAUUCACUCGCCUGACACCCCGCCUCUCCUCCUCCUGCCCCCCCAGAUACACACACUGGCCAUGCACCAUAUAGGCAAGGCUAAUGCCUUUGCUAACACACAGGGAGCAGCGCCGGCUUCUCGGAGACAGCAAGAGGGGACAGCUGGCAAAAAAAAAACCCAACCGCCCUGUGUAAGGAGAGAGGUGUUUAUAAUCUAAGGCUUUGCAUCUGAAUCUUCUGCUUUCGGCUCCGGACGAUUUACGCCUCUCCCCCCGCCCGUCUCUCUCCUCCUCCCCCCCAGCCACCUUCCGGCCCCCAAAGCUCUCUAAACUUAAGCAAACCGGGGAGGAGGAGGGGGGAGCUGCGGGAGGUGGAGUUGAGGAGCCGAGUGAAACUUGCUGGAAGUUUGUCGCGACGGCUGCGGCAGGGCGAUCGGGAGCGCUAGCGAGAGGAGCCGCUCGGGAGAGCGCCCGCCGCCGAAUUCCGGCACACGCGAAGCCGAUCGCCAGCCCGACCCCCUCUCGGCUGACACGUCCGUCUUCCUGUCUUCCUAGCCGGUUGCAAGGGGCCGGUCGUGGCGAGCGGCGGAGGCGAGCAGCUGCGCCCAGAGGGAAAUCCAGCCCAGGAUCCGGAGGGAAAGGUCGCUCGCUUCACCUGUUCUAGGAAGGGACUGGCAAGCGAGGAUGGCAGGCGAGGAAGCGCCUCGCUCCGCCUCCACAUAGAAGGAAAGUUUGCCGAGAGAGGCGGGCGGGUGGAGGACUGCCUCGUUGAGGGAAUUUGCUCUCCCUGGAAGCGGACAACUCUCGUGACUCUCUCUUACGAUUCGGAUCGACUCUAGAUUUGUUCACCGUACUUUAAAAAAAGAUAUACUUAUAUUUUUUGGCCUGUUUGCAUCGUUGGGGUUAACUUUUCACGGCUUCCAAUGCUGCUACUGCUGGCGACAGCCUGUGGCUCCUUUCCUCUCCUCCCAUCGGCUGUCAAAUGCCCCAGUUCCCGCCAAGCGUAGAGUUGAGUAGGACUUGGGUUUUUAACAGAGCACUUUCCUGAUUUUGCACUUCCUUGAACUGAGGAGCAGGGAAUUGGAGGGCGGGAGGGAGACAGGACCUUUUUCGCAGAAUCGACGGCACUAACAACGAUUGUCAAAAGAUAGCGUCGCAGAGGCAGCGGUGGAGUUUUGUCGGACCACCAGGCGACCAAUCUUGGGGUUCAGAGUGUGGGGGGAAGCACCCCCAAAUUUGGGCACAGCAGCCGUCCAGAGGGUAGGAGCCACCAUUGAUUUCCUGCGGGUGGCUCGCAGCGACGGGCUGGGCGCCGCCGCCGCCGCCGCCGCCGCCGCUGCUGCCGCCACGGGCAUGGCCAAGCCGGUGGACCACGUCAAGCGGCCCAUGAACGCCUUCAUGGUGUGGUCGCGGGCGCAGCGGCGCAAGAUGGCCCAGGAGAACCCCAAGAUGCACAACUCGGAGAUCUCCAAGCGCCUGGGCGCCGAGUGGAAGCUGCUGAGCGAGGCCGAGAAGCGACCCUUCAUCGACGAGGCCAAGCGCCUGCGGGCCAUGCACAUGAAGGAACACCCUGACUACAAGUACCGCCCGCGGCGCAAGCCCAAGACGCUCCUCAAGAAGGACAAGUUCGCCUUCCCUGUCGUGCCCUACGGCCUGCCGGACGCCGCCGAGCAUCACACUCACCACCUGGGGCACCAUCAUCCGGCCCUCAAGGCCGGCGCCCUGCACGGGCACGAAGCCCUGCUGGCCAACCCGGAGAAAGCGGCGGCAGCCGCUGCGGCGGCCGCAGCCCGCGUCUUCUUCCCUCCGUCGGCGGCUGCGGCGGCUGCGGCGGCCGCAGCUGCAGCCGCCGGCGGCCCUUACUCGCUGCUCGACCUGGGCUCUAAGAUGGCAGCGGAGAUCUCAUCCGCCUCGGCGGGCUCCGGCGGAGGGGGCUCGGCGGCUGGCCUGCCCUAUGCCGCCUCUUCGCUGGCUUACCCGACGGCUGGAGGUGCUUUUCACGCUGCUGCCGCUGCUGCUGCCGCCGCUGCCGCCAGCGGGGGGCACACUCACUCGCACCCUUCCCCGGGCAACCCGGGCUACAUGAUCCCCUGCAACUGCAGCGCCUGGCCCAGCCCGGGGCUCCAGCCCCCGCUGGCCUACAUCCUCCUGCCAGGCAUGGGCAAGCCCCAGCUGGACCCCUACCCCGCGGCCUACGCGGCGGCUCUAUGACACCCUGCCCCCCACUUUGGACCCCUGUACAGAGGAAGCCUGCCGGGCCCCGGGGGGCUGGACUCCAGCAUCAGUCUCCGGGCUCUCGGACUCUAGCACUCGCCGACCCGAAGACUCUUCUUCCCACUCCUUCCAGCCUGCUGCUGCUGCUGCAGCCGUCCAGCCGGCCCAGCCACCUGAUCUGCGGGGUUGCCGGCCCAGAACAUUUCAACCGUCUGUCUUGUUGCCUCCCUCCCCGCUCAUCCAUGUCUGCAACCCUGUUGCCUCCCCCCCCCCAGACAGCAAUCUCCCUGCCCUCCUUCUGCACCUGCCCCUGGUUGUGGUUGUUUUCCCCCGGAUUUUUUGAAGGGUGAUGGGUGGAAAGAGGAGAGGUCGCACGUCCCCUCCCGAACAUCCCGUUGGAAACGCUGAGCCACUUGCAGUCUCUUUGGGAUUGUCUCUUUCUUCCUUUCUUUUCUCCCUUCUCUCUCCCUCCCCAAAUCCCAUCCCAGUCCACAGAGGGUCCAGAAAUGUCGACUCUAAGCCUUCACUAUGAGCCUCAUCAGUUUCAGAUCGAAAGUUGGCAGGGCGCACGAAAGUUGGCAGGGCGCAAGAACCACCCCGCGAAAUAAGCACGGUUUAGUACCUCGUCUUAUGAUCAGGGCCAUCAAAGGAGAAUUAACAGGCAGGGUCGUUGUUAAUUUCAUCUUAGGCUUCCCUCUUCCCCUUCCCCUUUUAAUUUAUACAACAAAGUUCUCUAGGACAACUGUUCAGCAGGUUCCCAGUUCUCGAGAGGAGACAAGAACCACUGCCUGUCACUUUGUCGCCCCCACCUCACAUGUAAAUGUGUACAUGUCCGUGGGAACUUCACGUGUCAGAUUGCUUUGCUGCAUUAUUUCAGUCACUUGGCGGGGGGCGGGCUGUGAUCCUAAGCCUACAGCGCCUUGGUAAUGGGUCUCGUUGCAAUCAAUGGGCCUUUUUUCCAAGCAAAUGUGUGCAGGAGUCCGAGUGCGGUAGAUAGACAGCAUCAACAACAACAGCAAAACAACAACAGAGCGCCCUUUAAAGCGAGUUCAAAAGAUUGCGAGCCCCUUUUCGGUGAUUUAGAAUUGAAAAGAAAAAUCAGACUUCUUGUCUGAGAAAUAAUUAUACAUUUACUGAGAUGUUGGUGUAUCCUAAACCGCUGUGUUACGAGAGAAGACGCUUAUUCUUCACUUUCUGUCUCACCCCUUCUCUCAGGAAAACCUCAAGUGUUCCCAUGUGGUUUGACCAGACUAGGGAGGUGCGGGGGAAUCUUAUUUUUUUAUAUAUAAAAGCAUAAACCAUUCAGUUGCAGAUAAUGAUUUUGAAGGGCAGGGGAAGUCAUUUUAAACUGUCUCUUACAUCACAACCUUUUUCGUUUACUUUUGUAAUGUGUAUAUUUGGAUUAAUGUUUGUGAAUCAAGUUGGCUAACCUGUAUUUAGUUUACUUUUUUGUUUUGUUUUCUGUAAUAUAAGGUUCUUUGGGGAAAAGUUUUUAAGUAUUGGUUUUAACAUUUGACGUGUAUAAAUGAGUUUGCUGGUGUGCUCUAAUUUAAAAUUAGACGUCUAAACUAUAUCUGUACAUUUAGAAUCCGACUUACCACUCUGUUCAUUUUGGAACAAUGAGUUUAAAUAAAAGCCUGAAGCAGGGGAAAGAGAAAAUCCUCUAUUUCUUGUUGAGUUACUUACAAGAUUUUAAUCUCAAUUGCCCUUACCUGCCUAGGCCAGGUGAAGUGUAAGGUAUCCUCCAAAGACUGUCUUUGUUUCGCUUUUGAAUACAUUGACUAGGAAAUCUAAAUCAGACCAUUGUAAGGUAGAACUAAACCCUGAUUUAUCACAUUUGGAAUCGUGAAUAGGAAAGAAGUUUUUUUUUUAAUCCAAGUAAUUCUAUUAUGGGGGGGUAGAGGAAAAGAAAUUGCAUUCAUGAGUUCGUUGGAUAAAACACACAGAGAAAUGAACCGAUUUCCAUGUAGUAUUUUCAGAGCAGAAAGUUGUUGGGCUGCUUCCACUAUAAAGAGCUUCUCUGCUUCAAAUCUGUGUAAUUCUUGCGAUAUUUCAUAUUACACACCUUGCACUAAGGACACCCUGUCCGAAUCUGUUCAUUU